Lolium perenne is the source of this 1233-nucleotide messenger RNA. Its product is annotated as BTB/POZ and MATH domain-containing protein 4-like. The record is from RefSeq and is a predicted model, not a curated record. NCBI's taxonomy places the organism in Eukaryota, Viridiplantae, Streptophyta, Magnoliopsida, Poales, Poaceae. Gene Ontology annotation, molecular function: protein binding. Gene Ontology annotation, biological process: protein ubiquitination.
AUGUCCAUGUCCGCUGUCCUGUGUGUCCUGCGCGGCGCCGGCCGGCAGCAGCUCUCCGCUUCAACCAUCGCCACGAGGCAGGCGACUGGGUCUGGAUCCCACGUGCUCCGGAUCGACGGGUACACGCAAGUCAGCAAACUGGUGGGCAAGGGUAAGAGGAUUAGAUCGGAGACGAUUUGCGUCGGUGGCCUCGACUGGCGUAUCAGUUGCUAUCCAAAUGGAUACUCUUGGAAGUACGAGGGCUCCCACAUCUCCCUCUUCAUCGAGCAUGAGAGCCACCGAGAUACUGAGGAGAAGGCCUUGAUAAAGGUCGAGGCGAGUAUACUCGACCAGGCCGGGAUGCCAUGCUAUACUAGAACUAUUCCAGAGAUCUGCGCCUACAGCUACAUGUACAGGCCCUUCAGUGGAGGUAUUGGCUGGAAUGGCUUCAUCAGCCACAAGGAUCUCGACGAGGAGAAGCAUCUCAAGGACGACUGCCUGACCAUCCUGUGCGACCUCAGCGUCGUCACCGAGGAGUGCAAGGAGGUUGCCCUGCCGCCGGAACCCACGGUCUGGGCGCCGGCGCCGUGGCCAUCCGACUUUCACGGACAACUCGUGGAAGCCAUCUGGAACAAGGAGAAACCGGAUGUCACGAUCGAGGUCGGCGGAGAGACGUUCGUCGCGCACCGUUGGAUGCUGGAGGCCCGAUCCCCUGUACUCAAGGAGGAUCUCUCACUCACAUCCGAUCUACGUGUCAAUGACAUGGACGCAGAGGUGUUCAAGACUCUUCUCCAGUUCAUCUACACCGACUCCCCACCCCUAGUUGAGGCGGCGACAAGGGCGGAGAAGCUGAUCGUCGCGGCCGAUAGGUACAGGCUGGAUAAGCUGAAGCUAGUAUGCGAGGAGGCGCUGUGCCGGCAUGUCGGCAUGGACUCUGUCGUGGCCACACUGGUCUUGGCAGAGCGGCACUCUUGCCCUGUUCUGCGGGAGGCGUGCAUGCGGUUCCUCUCUUCUCCUGGGAAUCUGGAGGCGGUCGUGGCAUCGGAUGGAUUUGAGCUGCUAAAAACUGGUUGCCCCUCUGCUUUCUUGGAGCUCGUGGUGAAGAAUGUGAUGCGGCAGGACGAAUAGUGCAAUCAUCGUGUGUACCAGGUAGACUAUGUGGACUUACGGCCGAAUAAAAGUACUCCCUCCAUCUCAUUAAACUUGUGUAUGAUUUGCUACAAUUUAGAUAAACUAGCACAGGGGUCCUCACAA